AUGGCACCCCAAGAUACCUUUAUCGACGAGGAGGAAGAUACCUGCCCGUUAUGCAUCGAGGAAUUCGACCUGUCCGAUCGGAACUUCCGACCCUGCCCAUGCGGCUACCAGGUGUGCCAGUUCUGCUUCAACAACAUCAAGAACAACAUGAACGGCCUGUGUCCCGCAUGCAGAAGGCCAUACGAUGAAAAGACGAUACAGUGGAAGGUCGUCACUACGGAAGAGGUUGCCGAGUUUCGAGCAAAUAUCCAGAAGAACCAGAAAAAGCGAGCUCAAGACCAGAAGCAAAAAGAGGUUCAGAAGCGCGAGGUCGAGAAGGAGAGCCGCAAGAACCUCGUUGGCGUCCGGGUCGUCCAGAAGAACCUGGUUUAUGUGACCGGUCUGACACCUACAGUGCGAGAGGACGAACUACUCAAGACGCUGCGCAAGCCCGAAUUUUUCGGUCAAUACGGCAACAUUCAAAAGAUCUCAAUCAGCAAUCGGAAGACCUCGGACGGCCAAAACUCGCUCGGAAUUUACGUGACUUUCGAGAAGAAGGAAGAUGCUCAACGGUGCAUCCAGGCGGUCAACGGCUCUCAAAAUGGCGAUCGAGUGCUGAGGGCUCAACUCGGCACCACCAAGUACUGUUCGGCCUGGCUGCGGCACGAGCAGUGCGCCAACAGGCAGUGCAUGUUCUUGCACGAGUUGGGCGACGAAGAGGACAGCUAUACUCGACAGGACCUGUCGUCGAUGAACAGCAUCAGCUCGCAGCGGCCGCUCCCCGCUGGCUCCUCGUCCAACAGCGGCGGUGGCCCGUCACGAACUGCGUCACGGCAGCAGAAUAUUACGCCCUCGGUGCCUGCGGCUUCGCAACCCAUGGCACGAUCAUCGAGCAAGGACGGGUCGGAGAAUGGCGGCGAUGGCCCGGCUCUGCCAGCGUCGGCCAACUGGGCGAGAAAUCCCCAGCGGAGUCGCAGAGGAAGCCACGCCACCAGUGGCGCCGCCUCCAGCCCUGCAAUCUCGACCGCCCUCCCCGUAACGACCGAGGCAGUGCCCGAAGAGGCUAUUGAUGAGGCGCCUUCGAGAAAGGAAUCCCCCGCACCUGCGACCGAGAGCAGUGCCUCAAAGUCCACCACCAUAGCUGACAGCAGAAAAUCCAACAGUCUUCCGGAUAACCUCCUCAGGGGAAUUCUCAAGGCCAUGCAGGGUUGUCCUUUCAGCUAUCACGCCUCCGACACGAACCAGCUCGAGACGAUUUACCCCCCCAUGUUCGACACCCGCGGAGGCGAGAAGAGACGAGCCAUGCGCGAGGAGGAAGAGUCACGCCUGGGCGUCGAACAAGAGCAGCCGAGCGAUGCACAAGAACCUUCAGAAGGCGAACCGGAGACGGGAGGCAGCCUGGCCCUCGGCGGCGAGCCCGAAGACCGAGACGCCGCUCGCGAAGCCGCAUUCGAACAACGUCGACCCGGAACGCAGCCGCCUAUUCAGCGCACCAACGGCGAAGGCCUCUUUGGCCCCGCACUCGGCUCAGGGUUCAGUCAGGCGUCUGUGUCUGCCGGUUCCGUCGGCGGCAGCCGCUCGAUGACACCUCAGCAGCAACUCUUCGUCCGAUCCCAGAGCGGCUUCGGCGAUCAUCUGCCUCCGGGCAUCACAACUGCGCAGCCUUCGGCGGUUCAGCAACAAGGUGGCGGCCACAACAGACAAGGAUCGAGGUUCAGCUUUGCUAAUGACAGCGCGGGCACUUCAGCUUCGGUCAAGGUCUCCGCGAACCCGAGAAUCAUGGCGCAGCAGACGGCCAUGAUGCCAUCCGCCUUCCACUCGCAGCCCGGCAGCCAGUAUUAUGCAUCCUCCAUGCCCGGACCUCCUCCGGGUCUCAAGUCGACAGGCACGCCACCAAACAUGUUUGGACAGGGCCACUCGUUCGGUGGCAGCUUCGGCGCGGCGUCCAAGGAUUCCGCCGAGCUUCUUCAGACGUUGAUUCGAGGCCGGGGGGCCAAUGGACAGGGUCAUGAUGCUGGUAAGCUUGAUCUUGCGGACCCGAGCAUCCUGCAAGCGAGAAUGCAACACCAGUCGCAGAGCAACGCCGGAGUCGGACAGGGACUGUUCGGUGGACAGAGCCAAGGUGGGUACAACCCGAACAUGAUGUACAACACACGUUUUCCAGGCGCCGGAUGGUAG
Colletotrichum higginsianum IMI 349063 is the source of this 2157-nucleotide messenger RNA. Its product is annotated as RNA recognition domain-containing protein. The coding region runs from base 1 to 2157 and encodes 718 amino acids. Gene Ontology annotation, cellular component: CCR4-NOT complex. Gene Ontology annotation, biological process: protein ubiquitination. NCBI's taxonomy places the organism in Eukaryota, Fungi, Ascomycota, Sordariomycetes, Glomerellales, Glomerellaceae. The record is from RefSeq and is a predicted model, not a curated record. The transcript has 5 exons. Gene Ontology annotation, molecular function: RNA binding; ubiquitin-protein transferase activity.